GGGUGGCCCGCCGCGACCACCACUACUUGGGCCUGGGUUGGACACGCGCUUCCUCUCCCAAUUUGGGCCUUCUCCUCCCUCCUCCUCCUCCUCCUCCUCCUCCAACUCCCUCGAGAUUUCUCAUGGCGGCGGCGGCGGCCUCCUCCUCCUCCUCGUCGGCGGCGGCGACGCCGCAGGGGGUGACGGAGCGGCGGGGCAUCCCGGCGGCGUCCUUCGUCGAGGACGUCGAGACCUACCUCCGCCAGGCCGGGCUCGACGUCAACUCCGGCCUCGCCUUCCUCCAGGAAAGGCUGCAGCAGUACAAAAUAGUGGAGAUGAAACUUCUAGCACAACAGAGAGAUCUUCAGGCAAAAAUUCCUGAUAUAGAGAAGUGCUUGGAUAUUGUUGCAACUUUACAAGCUAAAAAAGCUUUGGGUGAGGCACUCACAGCCGAUUUUGAAUUAUCUGAGGGAAUCUACUCCCGUGCGAAAAUCGAGGACACCGAUUCUGUGUGCCUAUGGUUGGGUGCAAAUGUAAUGCUGGAGUACUCCUGCGACGAGGCCAACGCCCUCUUGAAAAAGAAUCUGGAAAACGCCAAGGCCAGUUUAGAAGUCCUUGUUGCUGAUCUCCAGUUCUUGCGGGACCAACAAACGAUCACUCAGGUUACAAUUGCUCGGGUGUUCAACUGGGACGUGCACCAACGGAGAAGCAAGCAAGCUAUCAAAGAAACCUGAUCAUCAUACCCGCAGAUUCUACCAGCCAAAAUGAGAUCGCGACAUUUUUGUACUUCUUGCCACCUCUGGCAGUCUAGGCCAUCGUAGCAUGUGCCCUCUGUUGGCGCCUUGCCGUGUAACAGUGUAUCAGGUUUUAUGGUGUUGGAUUGUUGGAACUCUGUUUGCCUUGCAAGUAGAAAUUGGUGUUUGUUUUCACUUCGGUUCGCGUGAUGGAACAUAUUUUGAGGAGUAAAAAUCUUAGCGGUUUUCAGAGAGAAACCUU
Messenger RNA from Oryza sativa Japonica Group (Japanese rice), 975 nucleotides. RefSeq names its product prefoldin subunit 3. The record is from RefSeq and is a predicted model, not a curated record. Lineage: Eukaryota; Viridiplantae; Streptophyta; Magnoliopsida; Poales; Poaceae. Gene Ontology annotation, molecular function: tubulin binding. Gene Ontology annotation, cellular component: prefoldin complex; cytoplasm. Gene Ontology annotation, biological process: microtubule-based process; tubulin complex assembly; protein folding.